GUAAUAAUCGACUCGUUAUGCAAUGAAUGACUGACUACAUUGACAUGCCAAAGUAUAUUCAGUUGCUUUAGUCACAUAGGAUUGUGCAUCGUUGUUCCGUGCGUUUCUAUCGAGACCUUAAGUCGACGAGGAGUACCACGGCCAGUUCAAAGCAGAAGCAGAUGCUUCGUUGGUGCCGCCGUUGGCUUGGGGGAUGCCGACGUAGCCGGAGCGGCGGCGUUGGGUGCGGAGGACUGCAAACACGAGCACGGCCGCCGCCACAAGCGCCGCGGCGGAGCUGGAUUCGAUCUCGACCCCAUUCCAGUAGGAUGGCGUCGUGUGGUCGUAUACGGCCGUCAUGUCGACGGUGGCAUAGUUGAUGCGCUGCAUUGGGUUGUUCAACUUGGCGGCGAGGCGCUUGGCUUGGCAGACAGAGGACGGAUUGGACGCCGCGCAUUCGAUCCCAGCAUCCAAGUACGCCUUGGACACGUGGCGAGAGAGGGUCAUGAGGGAGCCACCAGUCAUGUCGACCGCGUUGUUGGCGGCAAGAACGAUCACGGCGUCGCCCGUGGUGACGUUGGCGGUGGUACGGGCGUCGGGGGUAAGAGCUGGGGACUUGGAGGUUUUCGCAAGAUUGUCCACUGUGGUAGAUGGGGUGGGGGCAACAAUCACAUCGGUGGUGUUGGUGAAGUUGGAUUCCGCCAAGUAGUCCGCCACAUCAACGGCCCCAGUUGUGGGCUCGGGGGUGUCUUCUUCAAGAUCAGGUUGGUUGGUAGUAGUGGUAGGGGCUACAAUAACAUCGGUGGUGUUACUGCUGGUGGUAGAGUUAUCCGCCAGGUUGU
Messenger RNA from Aphanomyces astaci, 821 nucleotides. RefSeq lists its product as hypothetical. The record is from RefSeq and is a predicted model, not a curated record. Lineage: Eukaryota; Oomycota; Saprolegniomycetes; Saprolegniales; Verrucalvaceae. Bases 359 to 688 code for a protein of 109 amino acids. The transcript has a single exon.